AUGCUUGCUAUACGGAGCCAAAAUGGUAACAAAUCAGACUUUCAAUUGCCAAACCAUCAGGCUGAGGUGGAUUCCAUUGAUGCUCUGGAAGAGUACAGAGGAAAAUGUGAGCCAGUCUUCCUGUUUUACACAGGAGGCCAGUUAGUUGCUGUUGUACGAGGAGCAAACGCACCCUUGCUGCAGAAAACCAUCCUGGAGCAGCUGGCGGCAGAAAAGAAGAUCGACGACAAAGAGUUUGACAUCCCUCAGGUGGACACCCCCCCGACGCUGGAGAGCAUCCUGAACGAGACUGAUGAUGAAGAGGAGUCUUUCAUUCUGGAGGAUCCCUUUCUGUUGAACAUUGACAACACGGAUACACACUCCUACGACACAUCUUCCGUAGCGAGCUCUGACAGCGGGGACCGCACGCACCUGAAAAGAAAGAAAAAACUCCCAGAUUCUCUCUCUCUCCAUGGAUCAGUUAUUCGGCUCUCACUGCUGAAAGGAAUUUCUGCCCAGAUAGUGUCUGCAGCAGACAAAGUGGAUGCUGGCUUGCCUACUGCAAUAGCAGCAUCAAAUCUGAUAGCAGUGGGGACUUCCCAUGGAUUAGCACUGAUUUUUGGAAAAGAUCAAAACCAGGCUCUCCGGCUCUGCCUGGGCAGCACUGCCAUUGGGGCUCAGUACGGAGCUAUCUCUGCUCUCAGCAUCAACAAUGACUGCUCGAGGCUCCUGUGUGGCUUUGCAAAAGGACAGAUCACAAUGUGGGAUCUGGCCAGUGGGAAGCUGCUACGAUCUAUAACAGAUGCUCAUCCCCCUGGAACAGCUAUUUUGCACAUCAAGUUUACAGAUGACCCGACACUUGCGAUUUGCAAUGACAGCGGGGGCUCUGUGUUUGAACUGUCAUUUAAGAGGGUCAUGGGAGUGAGGACAUGUGAAUCUCGAUGUCUCUUCAGUGGCUCAAAGGGAGAAGUUUGCUGUAUUGAACCUUUACAUGCAAAAGUUGAGCUGAGAGACCAUCCUAUUACCCAGUACUCGCUGUUGGCCAUGGCCUCCCUAACAAAGAUACUUGUCAUUGGCUUGAAGCCGUCUCUGAAAGUGUGGAUGACUUUCCCCUAUGGUCGUAUGGACCCUUCUAGUGUCCCUCUCCUGGCGUGGCACUUUGUGGCCGUGCAGAACUCUGUGAACCCCAUGCUUGCCUUUUGUCGAGGAGACGUUGUUCAUUUUCUUCUGGUGAAGAGAGAUGACAGUGGUGCUAUACACGUCACCAAGCAGAAGCAGCUUCACCUACACUAUGACCUCAUCAAUUUUACUUGGAUAAACUCCCGGACAGCCAUUCUUCUGGACAGUGUGGAGAAGCUCCACGUGAUAGAUCGCCAGACACAAGAGGAGCUGGAGACUAUAGAGAUCUCAGAAGUUCAGCUCGUCUACAACAGCAGCCACUUCAAGUCUCUGGCAACGGGGGGCAACGUCAGCGAAGCACUGGCAUUGGUUGGAGAGAAGGCUUGUUACCAGUCCAUCAGCAGUUGUGGGGGCCAGAUCUUUUACCUGGGAACUAAGUCUGUUCACGUCAUGACAUUGAGGAGCUGGAGAGAGAGAGUUGACCACCUUCUGAAACAAGAGCGUCUCACGGAUGCCUUGGCCCUAGCUUGGUCUUUUUAUGAAGGUAAAGCAAAGGCUGUAGUAGGUUUGACUGGAGACACAAGCAAGCGGAAAGCAGUCAUUGCAGACAGAAUGGUUGAAAUCCUUCUCCAUUAUGCUGAUCGGACUUUGAAGAAAUGUCCUGACCAAGGAAAAAUCCAGGUUAUGGAGCAACAUUUUCAGGACAUGGUGCCUGUCAUAGUUGAUUACUGUCUCUUACUCCAGCGCACGGAUCUAUUAUUUAACCAGAUAUAUGAUAAGAUGAGUGAGAAUUCUGUAGCAAAAGGCAUCUUUCUGGAGUGCUUGGAGCCCUACAUCUUAAGUGAUAAGCUGAUGGGAAUCACAGCUCAAGUGAUGAAAGACUUGCUCCUUCAUUUUCAAGACAAGAAUAGACUGGAAAAUAUGGAAGCCUGCAUUGUCCAUAUGGACAUCACCAGCUUAGACAUACAGCAGGUAGUUCUUCUGUGCUGGGAAAACCAUCUCUACGAUGCCAUGAUCUACGUGUACAACAGUGGGAUGAACGACUUCAUUAGUCCCAUGGAGAAACUGUUCAAAGUCAUUGCUCCUCCGCUGAAUGCUGGCAAGUCUCUCUCAGAUGAGCAGGUGGUCAUGGGCAACAAGCUGCUUGUGUAUAUAAGCUGCUGCCUCGCAGGCCGUGCGUACCCUCUGGGGGAUAUUCCUGAAGAUCUGGUACCUUUGGUUAAAAAUCAGGUCUUUGAAUUUCUCAUCCGGCUGCAUUCCGCGGAGGGGUCUGUGGAUGAAGAGGUCUAUCCUUACGUUCGCACCUUGCUGCACUUCGACACUCGGGAAUUCCUUAAUGUUCUUGCUCUGACUUUUGAAGAUUUCAAGAAUGACAAGCAAGCUGUGGAGUAUCAACAGAGAAUUGUGGACAUACUUCUGAAAGUCAUGGUAGAGAAUUCUGACUUCACCCCAUCGCAGGUUGGGUGUCUCUUUACCUUCCUUGCCCGUCAGCUCGCCAAGCCCAACAACACGUUGUUUGUGAACAGGACCCUUUUUGACCAGGUCCUUGAGUUCCUGUGCAGUCCUGAUGAUGACUCCCGCCAUUCCGAGAGGCAACAGGUCCUUUUAGAAUUGCUUCAGGCAGGAGGGAUCGUGCAGUUCGAAGAGAACCGCCUUAUCCAAAUGGCAGAGAAGGCUGAAUUCUAUCAGAUUUGUGAGUUCAUGUACGAACGAGAGCUUCGCUAUGACAAAAUCAUUGACUGUUACCUGCGUGAUCCAGUGAGAAAGGAAGAAGUUUUCAACUACAUCCACAACAUCCUCUCCAUGCCUGGGUACAGUACUGAAGAGAAGCAGUCCGUGUGGCAGAAGGCUUUGGACCAUAUGGAGGAGCUGCUGUUGCUGAGCCCCUGUAAAGCAGCCGACCUGGUGGCCAUUCACUUCAGCGAGCAGAUUGAGCAAAUCAUUGCCAACCUUCAGGACCAGUUUUUACUCUUCCAGUUUCUGAGGAGUCUCCUUGACCCAAGAGAAGGCAUCAAUCAGGACCUGAUACGUUUACCACCCUACGUCACUGAGCAGUUCAUUGAGCUGCUGUGUCGCUACAGGCCAGAGCAGGUUUUGGAGACACUGAAAGUUCUGGAAUACUGCAGGCUGGAAGAAGCCAUCCAGAUAACACAGAAACAUCAGCUCCAUGAAGCGUCCUCAUAUCUACUGGAGAAGAAGGGGGAUAUCCAUGGUGCCUUUCUGGUUAUGCUUGAGCAAUUGCAGAGCAAGUUGCUGAUGCUUACGAAAGCCGAUGAAAGUAAGAGUUCCACUGAGCUACUAGAAAAUAUUGAAGAUACUUUAAUGAAAACAAUUGCUCUUUGCCAGAGGAAUUCACACAGUUUAGACCAGCAGCAGCGAGAGGCCCUCUGGUUUCCCUUGCUGGAGGCAAUGAUGUCUCCACAGAAAUUGGCUGGUUCUUCACAGAAUCGAUACUCUGAGUCUUUGAAGAGUCUGACAAUGCAAGUGCUGAACAACAUGGCUGCAUUUAUAGCCCUUCCUUCAAUCCUGCAGAGAAUCCUACAGGAUCCUGUUUAUGGAAAAGGGAAACUUGGAGAAAUUCAAGGACUUGUUCUGGGCAUGCUGGACACCUUUAACUACGAACAAACCCUUUUAGAGACAACUACGAAUCUUUUAAACCACGAUCUCCACUGGUCCCUGUGUAACCUAAGAGCUUCUGUCACUAGAGGGCUUACCCCAAAGCAGGAUUACUGCUGCAUUUGUCUCCAGCAGUACAAGAGAAGGCAAGAAACUGCUGAUGAAAUCAUUGUUUUCAGCUGUGGCCACUUGUACCAUUCCCUGUGUCUGCUGAGUAAAGAGUGUGGGUUAAUAACUACAGGCAUGAUGAGAUGGAUGUGCUACAAGUGCAACUCAAGCAACAAGGGAGCAAAACUGAGUGAGAACUUCUCAGAGUUGAAGAAAGGAAGCGGAACAUCCUUGGCACAGGUAGGGUUUGUGCCAUGCUGGCACCGGUCAGCUCAGGAGCCUCAUGCUGGCCAAGUGCCUUCAGAGUCUCCGUUGGAUGCUCAGCAAAUCCAAGCUUUUGACCAACUCUGCCGACUCAACCGAGGAACCUCCAGAUUGGCUCUCCUGACCGAGCUGUCCCGCAGUCACGGCGGUGAGAAGCACGGGCUGCUCAGCGUUUCCCACGGGGACCCUGCGGCCAGCAGCGUCUUCCAGGACGAGACUUUCCAGCUGCACCUGGCUCCCCCUCCGCUCGCCGAAGACUAG
Molecule: messenger RNA, 4347 nt
Organism: Tinamus guttatus (white-throated tinamou)
Lineage: Eukaryota; Metazoa; Chordata; Aves; Tinamiformes; Tinamidae
Source: RefSeq, a predicted model, not a curated record